UUUGUCGUGUGUGUAUGUGUUUGUUUUCAGGAAGAGAUGUCGGCAAACACAGAGCUCAUUCAAACUCACAGAGAGAGAAUCUCUAAAGCGCCAAACCUCAUCAACAUCGAACUCUUCUGGAAAAGCUACCAGGGUCGCAGAGAUCUGAACGUCGAGAGGAAUAACACGUUCAAAUGUCCUGUGAUGCUGGUGGUCGGUGAUCAGGCUCCGUAUGAGGAAGCUGCUGUGGAGUGCAACAGCAAACUAGAUCCAACUACGACCUCAUUUCUCAAGGUCUAAACUUCACCUGUUUCA
This is a messenger RNA of Sinocyclocheilus anshuiensis, 294 nucleotides long. RefSeq names its product protein NDRG2-like. Bases 37 to 279 code for a protein of 80 amino acids. The transcript has 4 exons. NCBI's taxonomy places the organism in Eukaryota, Metazoa, Chordata, Actinopteri, Cypriniformes, Cyprinidae. The record is from RefSeq and is a predicted model, not a curated record.